This is a messenger RNA of Fomitiporia mediterranea MF3/22, 856 nucleotides long. Its product is annotated as RNA-binding domain-containing protein. The coding region runs from base 52 to 747 and encodes 231 amino acids. Gene Ontology annotation, molecular function: pre-mRNA 3'-splice site binding; metal ion binding. The transcript is spliced from 6 exons. Gene Ontology annotation, cellular component: U2AF complex; spliceosomal complex. Gene Ontology annotation, biological process: mRNA splicing, via spliceosome. The record is from RefSeq and is a predicted model, not a curated record. Lineage: Eukaryota; Fungi; Basidiomycota; Agaricomycetes; Hymenochaetales; Hymenochaetaceae.
AACGGCCACGACAGUUUCUGUCCAAGAGCUAUCAUAGCAUUCUAGAAGAAAAUGGCAUCACAUUUGGCCAACAUUUUCGGUACUGAGCAAGACCGUGUCAACUGCUCUUUUUACUACAAAAUUGGCGCAUGCCGACACGGCGAUCGCUGCUCUCGAAAGCACAUUCGGCCGCCUUUCUCACAAACCAUUCUCCUACCGAAUGUCUACCAUAACCCCGCUCACGACCCCGUUUGCAAGUUGACGGAAAAGGACUUACAAGAAGGUUUUGAUGCGGUGUACGAAGACCUCUACUGUGAAUUGGCGAAAUUCGGACAUCUCCUUGAGUUGCAUGUAUGCGACAACGUUGGAGACCACCUGAUUGGAAACGUGUAUGCAAGGUACGAAUGGGAAGCGGAAGCUCAAGCGGCAGUGGACAACCUGAACGAUCGUUGGUAUGCUGGUCGGCCGCUUUAUGCCGAACUCUCACCAGUGACGGACUUCCGUGAAGCAUGUUGUAGGCAGAAUGAGAACGGAGAAUGUAAUCGUGGCGGAUUUUGCAACUUCAUGCAUCUCCGUCUUGCAUCAAAGGAACUUGUUGACUCCUUACGUAACGGUCAGAAGCUCGAGCGGAAACUGAACCCCCAGAAAUCGAUAGGGGGAGGCGGUGGCUGGGAACCUGGCAAACGAGAGGGCGGACGAGGGCGAAGUGCCAGUCCAGGAAGGAAGGGAAGAGAUGCUGGAGAAGAUAGGUGGACUCGCAAGAAAUGAAUUUUAUCAUUCUUUCCCUAUUCUAGCUGUCCCCUACAUACAUUCUCCUUGUCAAGUAGUCCAAUUGUAUCUGAGUGGCGGUAUAUUAUAUGACUAUUUUGUGCAUUGC